AUAAUCGCUAAGCAAAAUCAUGACCAUGCGCUAAAGGCAAGGCUGAGAUUAGCCUCGUUUCUUACCCCUCUUCUCCCGGCUCGUCUACCUCCUCUUUUUCUCUUCUCUCGAACCAAGCCAGCUUGAUAUCUUUCCCUGUCAAACCCCAGUGAAAACCUGCACAUCGCAAUAUUUUCUUCUUGAUCUUUGGUAUACUACAUUACUUGAUACAUUAUGGCAAGCAACGUCUCUCUAUCACGUGAUGAUUAUACUGUCGGAUGGAUCUGCGCCUUGCCGCUAGAAAUGGCCGCUGCAAAAGUGAUGCUCGACGAGAUUCAUGACGACUUACCUAUGCAACCUACGGAUGACAACGCCUAUCUUCUUGGACGGAUCGGGAAACAUAACGUUGUGAUUGCGUGUCUACCAAGUGGUGUUUACGGAAUGACAUCCGCUGCUACAGUAGCGGCGCAAUUAUCAUCUAGCUUUCCGUCAAUUCGCUUUGGUCUUAUGGUUGGUAUUGGGGGAGGAGUGCCUAAGGAAGGCGUAGAUAUCCGACUUGGUGAUAUUGUGGUUAGUGAGCCAACAAGCAUUUAUGGAGGAGUGGUGCAUUACGACCACGGUAAAGCAUUGACUGGGGGCGAAUUCGAAAGGAGAGGCAUGCUCAAUCAUCCGCCUCGCUGUCUUUUAACAGCGCUUUCUAAACUCAAAUCACAUCAUUUGACCGAGGAAAGUCAAGUCCCAGCUUUCCUUGCCAAAAUCAUGCAGAAGCUAUCUUCGAAAAACGCUACGAGAUUCUCUCGGCCUGUCCAAGAAGAUCGUCUCUUCCAAAGUGAUUAUAACCAUACUAAUAUUGCGACCAAAUCCUGUGAUACUUGUGAUACAACUAAAGUCGUACUGAGACGCCCCAGAGAAGACAAUGAUCCUGUCAUUCAUUAUGGACUGAUUGCGUCCGGAAGUCAUUUGUUGACAGACAGUCAUUUGAGAGACAAGCUUGGCCAUGGUCUGGAUGUUCGCUGCGUAGAGAUGGAAGCAGCAGGACUCAUGAAUGCCAAUACAGCUCUUGUCAUACGUGGAAUAUGCGACUAUGCAGAUUCACAUAAGAAUGAUGUAUGGCAGGGAUACGCUGCUGUCGCUGCCGCGGCUUAUGCGAAAGAAUUAUUGCUCAUGGUGUCUGUGGAGGGGAGCAUGAAGGCAACUGCUAUGGCAAACAACCCAUCUCCACCUAUAGUGGGUAGUCUUAUCUCGCGUACCUUCAAAAUAACUAACUAUUCCAUUACAGAAAUUCAUUCGAGACAUUGGCUACCGCUCUUUAGACCGGAGUAAUGAUGCUCAUUUGGGUUCAAUUACUAGCUCAGAGUCAGACUACGGCGAUCAGCAGUGGGACAACGUGAUCCAAGCUAGAGCGCGGGAUAAUGUGUGUUAUAACUGUGGUCGAUACGGUCACUUUGAAGAGGAAUGUUACAUUGACUGCGGGCGAUGUACAAUACCCCGACCUUCUGCUCAGGACUUGACUCACAUUCCAUAGGUGGAGAUAGAGAUCAUACCCAGAACGAUUGUCCCAACCCUGUGACGUGUUAUAAAUGUUAGGAUCUCUAUAACCAAUGAAUUUUGCGUGUGAUUUUAGCUAAUCAAGU
Messenger RNA from Aspergillus piperis CBS 112811, 1613 nucleotides. Its product is annotated as Pfs domain protein. Gene Ontology annotation, molecular function: catalytic activity. The coding region runs from base 214 to 1302 and encodes 362 amino acids. The transcript is spliced from 2 exons. Gene Ontology annotation, biological process: nucleoside metabolic process. The record is from RefSeq and is a predicted model, not a curated record. NCBI's taxonomy places the organism in Eukaryota, Fungi, Ascomycota, Eurotiomycetes, Eurotiales, Aspergillaceae.